Messenger RNA from Coccomyxa subellipsoidea C-169, 1023 nucleotides. RefSeq names its product Pkinase-domain-containing protein. The transcript is spliced from 6 exons. Gene Ontology annotation, biological process: protein phosphorylation; intracellular signal transduction. The record is from RefSeq and is a predicted model, not a curated record. Gene Ontology annotation, molecular function: ATP binding; MAP kinase activity. The annotation marks the transcript as partial. Lineage: Eukaryota; Viridiplantae; Chlorophyta; Trebouxiophyceae; Coccomyxaceae. Gene Ontology annotation, cellular component: cytoplasm; nucleus.
CAAUACGAGGAUUUGGGCUGCAUUGGCGAAGGCACGUAUGGGGUUGUCAUCAAGUGUCGGCAUAGGGAGACUGGUCAACUGGUGGCCAUAAAGCAGUUCAAGGAGUCGGAUGACGACGAGCAGGUCCAGAAGACAGUGGAGCGCGAGGUGCGCAUCCUCAAGGCGCUGGCGCACGUCAACGUGGUGUCGCUGCUGGAUGUGUUCUGCGCGCGCGGCCGAGUGCACCUGGUCUUCGAGUACGUGGAGCGCACAGUGCUGGACUGCCUCAAGAUGCAGCCGCGAGGAUUGGGGGAUGCACCCACGCGCCGCAUCAUGUGGCAGCUUGUCAAGGCUGUGGAGUACCUGCACACCCAGAAGGUGCCGCUGAUGCACCGGGACAUAAAGCCGGAGAACAUGCUGGUGAGCGGCGCUGGGCUGCUCAAGCUGUGCGACUUCGGCUUUGCGCGGCCGUGCGCCGGCGCGGGCGGCCGUGCUGAGCUGUCGGACUACGUGGCGACUCGCUGGUACCGCUCCCCCGAGCUGCUCGUCGGCGACCGCUGCUACGGACCCGCCGUGGACGUCUGGGCCAUAGGGUGCAUGGCGGUGGAGAUGCACACGGGCGACCCGCUGUUCCCGGGGGAGAGUGACGUGGACCAGCUCUGGCUCAUCCUCAAGGGCAUGGGCUCCCUCACCCCCACCCACUCCCACCUCCUCUCCAGAAACCCCUACUUCACGGGCAUGCGGCAGCCGGCGGUGUGGGAAAUGGAGCCGCUGGAAGUGCGCUACAGGAAAUUCGACCUGCCGCUGCUGCAGUUCCUGAAGGCGUGCCUGCAUCCCAACCCAGAGAAGCGCGCCAGCUGCAGCGAGCUCCUGCGGCUGCCCUACCUCGCCAACGUGGAAGCCUCCUUCGGUGCAGAGUUUCUGGGAGCAGAGGUGGGUACCUGCCUGCUGCUAAUCACCUGUCACAGGCCGGCAGUCCCACCAGCAGAGCAUCAUGCCUCGCUGAGGGUUACAUAUCAACACACAACAUGGUACAAUUGCUGA